CCAGAUAAAUUUAAAUGUAUCUGUUCUGUAUCUGUUCAAGUGGAGAUAAUCCAUGCAAAUCAGAAGCAUUGGCUCUCAAUGCUUGAUUCACAAAGAGGACUCAGCUUCAGGAGGUCACUCGUUCACAGCUGCUCCUCCCAUUAUAUUUUUUUUCCCUUAUUGCAGAACUGCUGCAUAUACACAGUGACUGAAAGGACUCAAUUUACUGCAACUGCUGCCUGGCUUUUACUUACAACUUUCUUUAAAGGAACUUGCCUUCCAUCUGUCUUUACAAGGUUUUAAAGCCAGUGAUUGAACCCCUCAUCUGGCUCUGAGGAUUAUGGAUUUUAUUAGACUUGGGUCUCCUUGUCUGAGCUUCAAGGAAAGAUUGGUGGGUGGAGCCAAAGCCAUUUCAGAGAAGGUCUCAGGUGGUUGUCCAGCAACUCAGGCUUGAGGGAAUCGGUGGAUGGGAUUUUCAUCACCAAACAAUAGAAGACUUCAGAAACCCACCUUUCCAAAGAACAUUACUGCAGAUCCAACUUCUGAAGGGGGGUGUCCACCACGGAGUCUUGGCAAAAUCUCGAUGAUUCAGCAUCUGGAAGAAAUGCCGGUAUUUAUGGCACAAUGAUAAAUUUCAUCUUUCCCAGAAUGAUCUUGACACCUAUCUUGUUGCCACUUUGUCUUUAUGGAUUCAGCAAAAUCUUCCUUGGGGUCAGAUAUGAAGAUCAAUGAUGCAGGCCUCUGGAUUCAAUGAAACUGGCAUUUAUACCUGGAUUCAUUAAGGAAUACAAAGAAAAUAUUUAAAGGGAUCAAUAAUGGUGUCUUCUGAUUGCAGGAUGCGAAGUCUUUGGCUACUUCUCAUAAUUAGCUUCUUACAGUGUACGGAAGGUUUCAGCCGAGCAGCAUUGCCAUUUGGGUUAGUUAGAAGAGAACUGUCUUGUGAAGGUUACUCCAUUGACCUUCGGUGCCCAGGAAGUGAUGUCAUCAUGAUUGAGAGUGCAAACUAUGGAAGAACAGAUGACAAAAUCUGUGAUGCUGAUCCUUUCCAGAUGGAGAAUACAGACUGCUACCUCCCAGAUGCCUUCAAAAUUAUGACACAAAGGUGUAACAACCGAACACAGUGUAUAGUAGUCACUGGGUCAGAUGUGUUUCCUGACCCUUGUCCUGGAACAUACAAAUACCUUGAAGUCCAAUAUGAAUGUGUCCCUUACAAAGUGGAACAAAAAGUUUUUGUUUGCCCUGGGACGUUGAAAGCAAUUGUGGAUUCACCGUGUAUAUACGAAGCUGAACAAAAGGCAGGUGCUUGGUGCAAAGACCCUCUCCAGGCUGCAGAUAAAAUUUAUUUCAUGCCAUGGACUCCAUACCGUACAGAUACGUUGAUAGAAUAUGCGUCUUUAGAGGACUUCCAAAACAGCCGCCAAACAACAACUUACAAACUUCCAAAUCGUGUGGAUGGAACUGGAUUUGUGGUAUAUGAUGGUGCAGUUUUUUUUAACAAAGAAAGAACCAGGAACAUUGUCAAGUUUGACCUGAGGACUAGAAUUAAGAGCGGAGAGGCCAUUAUUAAUUAUGCCAACUAUCAUGAUACCUCACCAUAUAGAUGGGGAGGAAAGACGGAUAUUGACUUAGCAGUCGAUGAAAAUGGCUUAUGGGUCAUCUAUGCUACUGAACAAAACAACGGAAUGAUAGUCAUUAGCCAACUGAACCCAUACACUCUUCGCUUUGAAGCAACUUGGGAGACCAUAUAUGACAAACGUGCUGCAUCGAAUGCUUUCAUGAUAUGUGGAGUCCUCUAUGUAGUCCGGUCAGUGUAUCAAGACAAUGAAAGUGAAACGGGCAAGAAUGCAAUUGAUUACAUUUACAACACCAGGUUAAACCGAGGAGAAUAUGUCGAUGUUCCCUUCCCCAACCAGUACCAAUAUAUUGCUGCAGUGGAUUACAACCCAAGAGAUAAUCAGUUGUAUGUAUGGAACAACAAUUUCAUUCUGCGAUAUUCUCUGGAGUUUGGCCCACCUGAUCCUGCCCAAGUGCCUACCACAGCAGUGACAAUAACUUCUUCAGCCGAGCUGUUCAAAACCACAGUAUCCACCACAAGCUCUACUUCACAGAAAGGCCCCAUGAGCACAACUUUAUCUGGAGGAACAAAGGAAGGAAGCAAAGGGACCAAACCACCUCCAGCAGUUUCUACAACCAAAAUUCCUCCUGUAACAAGUAUUUUCCCUCCACCAGAGAGAUUCUGCGAAGCAUCAGAUGCCAGGAGGAUUAGCUGGCCUCAGACACAAAGGGGAAUGAUGGUUGAACGCCCCUGUCCCAAAGGAACUCGAGGAACUGCCUCGUAUCUCUGCAUGGUUUCCACUGGAACAUGGAACCCUAAGGGCCCUGAUCUUAGCAACUGCACCUCACACUGGGUGAAUCAGCUGGCUCAGAAGAUCAGAAGUGGAGAAAAUGCUGCUAGUCUUGCCAAUGAAUUGGCUAAACACACCAAAGGACCAGUUUUUGCUGGGGAUGUGAGUUCUUCCGUGAGGCUGAUGGAACAACUGGUGGACAUACUUGAUGCUCAGCUGCAAGAGCUAAAGCCUAGUGAAAAGGACUCUGCUGGGCGGAGUUAUAAUAAGCUCCAAAAACGAGAAAAGACAUGCAGGGCUUACCUUAAGGCAAUUGUUGACACAGUGGAUAACCUGCUGAGGCCUGAAGCUCUAGAAUCUUGGAGAGACAUGAAUUCUUCAGAACAAGCUCACGCUGCAACGAUGCUACUUGAUACUUUGGAAGAAGGAGCUUUUGUUUUGGCGGACAAUCUUUUAGAACCAACAAGAGUAUCAAUGCCCACGGAAAAUAUUGUUCUGGAAGUUGCUGUACUCAGUACCGAAGGCCAGGUGCAAGACUUGAAAUUUCCUCAGAGUAGUAAAGGAGGCAAUUCGAUUCAGCUUUCGGCAAACACUGUCAAACAGAACAGCAGGAAUGGCCUUGCGAAGUUGGUAUUCAUUAUAUACAAGAGUUUGGGACAAUUCCUUAGUACAGAGAAUGCAACCAUAAAGCUAGCGGGUGACUUUGUUGGCCGUAAUAGUACCAUUGCAGUGAAUUCCCACGUAAUUUCAGCCUCAAUCAACAAGGAGUCCAGCCGUGUAUACCUGACUGAUCCUGUACUUUUUACCCUGGAACAUAUCGAUCCUGACAAUUAUUUCAAUGCAAACUGCUCCUUCUGGAACUACUCUGAGAGGACCAUGAUGGGAUAUUGGUCUACUCAAGGCUGCAAACUGGUUGACACUAAUAAAACUCAUACAACGUGUGCUUGCAGCCACCUAACCAACUUUGCAAUUCUCAUGGCCCACAGGGAAAUUGCAUAUAAAGAUGGAGUACAUGAAUUACUUCUCACUGUCAUCACCUGGGUGGGAAUUGUCAUUUCCUUAGUUGGCUUGGCCAUCUGCAUCUUCACCUUCUGCUUCUUCCGUGGACUACAGAGCGAUCGCAACACUAUUCACAAAAAUCUCUGUAUCAAUCUAUUCAUUGCAGAGUUCAUUUUCCUAAUAGGCAUCGAUAAGACAGAAUAUACAAUCGCAUGCCCAAUAUUUGCGGGCCUCCUACAUUUUUUCUUUCUUGCGUCUUUUGCCUGGAUGUGUCUAGAAGGGGUGCAGCUCUACCUAAUGCUAGUCGAAGUAUUUGAAAGUGAAUAUUCUAGGAAGAAGUAUUACUACGUUGCAGGUUACCUCUUUCCUGCGACUGUUGUUGGUGUCUCUGCAGCUAUUGACUAUAAGAGCUAUGGAACAGAGAAAGCUUGCUGGCUUCAUGUAGAUAAUUAUUUUAUCUGGAGUUUCAUUGGGCCGGUUACCUUCAUUAUUCUGCUGAAUCUUAUCUUCUUGGUGAUCACAUUGUGCAAAAUGGUGAAGCAUUCAAACACUUUGAAACCAGACUCCAGCAGGUUGGAAAACAUUAAUAAUUACCGUGUUUGUGAUGGCUACUAUAAUACGGACUUACCUGGCUAUGAAGAUAAUAAGCCAUUUAUCAAAUCCUGGGUCCUCGGUGCUUUUGCGCUUCUUUGUCUUCUUGGCCUAACGUGGUCAUUUGGUCUGCUGUUCAUCAACGAAGAGACUGUUGUAAUGGCGUAUCUCUUCACAGUGUUUAAUGCUUUCCAGGGAGUGUUCAUUUUUAUCUUUCACUGUGUCCUCCAAAAAAAGGUACGGAAGGAGUAUGGCAAGUGCUUUCGACACUCAUAUUGCUGUGGUGGGCUACCAACUGAGAGCCCCCACAGUUCAGUGAAGGCAUCAACCACAAGAACUAGCGCUCGCUAUUCCUCCGGCACACAGAGUCGCAUAAGAAGGAUGUGGAAUGACACUGUGAGAAAACAGUCUGAAUCUUCCUUUAUCUCAGGUGACAUCAACAGCACUUCAACACUUAAUCAAGGAAUGACUGGCAAUUACCUACUAACAAACCCUCUUCUUCGACCCCACGGCACUAACAACCCCUAUAACACAUUGCUCGCUGAAACAGUUGUAUGUAAUGCCCCUUCAGCUCCUGUAUUUAACUCACCAGGACAUUCACUGAACAAUGCCAGGGAUACAAGUGCCAUGGAUACUCUACCGCUAAAUGGUAAUUUUAAUAACAGCUAUUCACUGCGCAAUGGGGACUAUAACGAGAGCGUGCAAGUCGUAGACUGUGGACUAAGCCUGAAUGAUACGGCAUUUGAGAAAAUGAUCAUUUCGGAAUUAGUGCACAACAACCUACGGGGCAGCAGCAAGAACCACAACCUCGAGCGCACGCUCCCAGCCAAACCUGUGAUCGGCGGGAGCAGUAGCGAAGAUGACGCCAUCGUGGCAGACGCUUCAUCUCUGAUGCACGGUGACAACCCGGGACUGGAGCUGCAUCACAAAGAGCUCGAGGCACCGCUCAUUCCUCAACGGACUCACUCCCUUCUGUACCAGCCACAGAAGAAAGUGAAGACCGAAGGAACAGAGAGCUAUGUCUCGCAGCUGACAGCCGAGGCAGAAGACCACCUCCAGUCCCCCAACAGAGACUCUCUUUACACGAGCAUGCCCAAUCUUAGAGACUCUCCGUACCCGGAGAGCAGCCCCGAUGUGGAGGAAGAACUCUCUCCAUCCCGGAAGAGUGAGAACGAGGACGUUUACUAUAAAAGCAUGCCAAAUCUUGGGGCUGGACAUCAGCUUCAGAUGUACUACCAGAUCAGCCGGGGCAAUAGCGAUGGUUAUAUUAUUCCCAUUAACAAAGAAGGAUGUAUCCCGGAAGGGGAUGUUAGGGAAGGGCAAAUGCAACUAGUGACAAGCCUUUAAUAGUGUGUAGCAAAAGGGACGCUUGGGGCCACCUGCAAGUAUUAAAGACAGAAGACUUCAGUCAGCCCAGUGCGGCACCCUCAAAUCUGCUUAAAGAGACGCCUCUGUUGACCUGUGGUUCUCCGGUGUAAAAGAGAUGACUGGACCUUGCAGUUCUGUGAAUUUUUAUAAAACGAUUAAAAGGAAAAAAAAAACUUUGUAUAUACACAGAGUAUACUAAAGUGAAUUAUUUGUUACAAAGAAAAGAGAUACCAACAAGGUAUUUUAAGAUAUCUUCUGCUGCUGCUGCUGCUGAGGUUAAAGAAAUUGUGAAACAGAACUUUCCAGCCAUUUUACUGCAGCAGUUCCCCAACUCAAUUUGUAAAUAUGGCUGCACCAUUUUUUUGUAGGCCUGCAUUGUAUUAUAUACAAGACGUAGGCUUAAAAAUCCUGUGGGACAAAUUUACUGUACCUUACUGUUCCUGACGAGACUUGGAAAAGCAGGAGAGAUAUUCUGCAUCAGUUUGCAGUUCACUGCAAAUCUUUUCCAUUAAGGCAAAGAUUGAAAACAUGUCUAACCACUAGCAAUCAAGCCACAGGCCUUAUUUCAUAUAUUUCCUCAACUGUACAAUGAACUGUUCUCAUGAAAAAUGGCUAAAGAAAUUAUAUUUUGUUCUAUUGCUAGGGUAAAAUAAAUAUGUUUGUGUCCAACCGAACUAUAAUUGUCAUUAAAAUAAUUUUAAAGCAUUUGAAGAAAAUAUUGUGAAAAGCUCUUGGUUGCACAUAUGUUAAAAAAUGUUUUUUCUUUCACUUUGUCAUAGUAGUAUGUUUAAAAAGGCAACUUCUACCCAUUUUCACUUACUUUUCACUGUAAACAAUGUUCGGCUUUGACAAGUUAGUUUUUAUUCUUACGUCAAAAUUUCUUAUUGCCAAAAGAACAUUUUACGAGGAGAAUUCUCUUGAAAGCCAGUUAUCCCAUGCCUUGCACAAAUUGGGUGAAAUCUAGGAAAGAUUGUAAAUCAUUCCUCUGUUUAUUCUUUAACAGGGGCAAAGGAGGGCACUGGACACUUCUCACAAACUUUCUAGUGAACAAAAGGUGCCUGUCCUUUUUUUUUUAAAAAAAAAAAAAAAACAACAAAAAAUGAAAACAAAAACAAAUAUUACUCUUCCAUAUUCCUUCUGCCUAUAUUUAGUAAUUAAUUUAUUUUACGAUAAAGUUCUAAUGAAUUGUAAAUUGUUUCAACAAGAUUCUGCUUUUCUUUUCAUCCCUUUGUGUAAACCUGUUAAUAAUGAGCCCAUCACUAGUAGCCAAUGUAAAGUUUAACACCUGUUUGACAGUAAAUAAAUGUGAAUUUUUUUCAAAUAGUUAACAUGUGCAUUGUUAUGUAUGACAUAAUGGCAUAGAUUAAUAAUACACCGGUGCUUUUCUGUUCCUCAGUUUGAAGUUGUCCUUUUAAAUGAAAUGGUAAAAUGACACAAUUGAGCUGCUUAUUCAGGCUGUCUAGUGGAUAGUUUUGAUGGUACACGUCAAACCCCCACCAGAAAAAUAAGUUAUCCAAGGACAAGCUCAGAAAUCUCCAAACCAAUACAUAUAACUUUAUAUAUAUAUAUUUAAGGGGUUCCCCUUGAAAUUGAAAUAAAGGGUUUAUAAAGCCUUCAUUUAAAUUUAGACAUCACUCAUGACAAAAUGCUAAAUUGGAAUUUAUAAGGUGAGAUUUUUCUUACUUUUGGGAAUUCUCAGUAUCUUUGCCUUCCAACACCUCUGCAUUCAUUUUUCAGAGAUCAUAUCUGUGGAAUUGGGGACAUAAGUUGUUUUUGUGGUGGGGGAGAAUUUUUGGAUACUUGCUUAUUCACUACCACAAGACAAAUUAUUUGAAUCCUAGCAAAUAAAGAUUCUUUUGGACUAACGUAAA
This is a messenger RNA of Ornithorhynchus anatinus (platypus), 7153 nucleotides long. It is a transcript of the gene ADGRL2, whose product is annotated as adhesion G protein-coupled receptor L2. The record is from RefSeq and is a predicted model, not a curated record. Lineage: Eukaryota; Metazoa; Chordata; Mammalia; Monotremata; Ornithorhynchidae. Gene Ontology annotation, biological process: adenylate cyclase-activating G protein-coupled receptor signaling pathway; brain development; cell surface receptor signaling pathway. Gene Ontology annotation, cellular component: neuron projection; membrane. Gene Ontology annotation, molecular function: carbohydrate binding; G protein-coupled receptor activity. The coding region runs from base 795 to 5261 and encodes 1488 amino acids. The transcript has 30 exons.